AUGGGAGAAACGUCGUCGGCGCCGCGUUUCGCGGCGGGGCAUCAGGCCCAGCUUCAACAUGACGGAAGCCCUUGGGAAAACCCGAGCGCGCAUUCCACGGCGGAUAUGAUCGUGUCUCCGCCGGCGACGGCUUAUCUCCGCCCGAUCCGCUUCGGCACGCCGCUGGUGCGUCCUUCUAGCGCGGGGAGCUCCCGCGGGGGCAGUUCUGCCGGCGGCGGGAGUUUCCGCGCGCAGCGCGGCGACGCGUCGCCGCCUACGUUUAAUAUCCCGUUAACUACCACUCACACGCAGAAGCAGCGUUGGCCGGACAGCCACGGCGCCCAAACCCUAAGGGCGUGGCUCCAACGAACCAGCAGCUCAGGCUCGGGAUCUGGUUCGGAAGGCAAAGCAGCACAAGACCACGGGGCGCUGCAGCGCUGCGCUUCGGCGCCGCACGAGCGCAACGGCGGCGGCGUGAAUUCCGACGGCGCGCCGCGCGGCGGCGGUGGCGAAGCGCGCGAAAUAGCGGCGGCGCUACAAUCUGGCGGGGGCGGCAGCGGGAUGCAGCAGGAAACCGAGGAGGAGCGCUCUAUAAAGCGCCGGCUUCUAAACCGCGAAUACGCGAAGCGGUCGCGGCAGCGGCAGCACGAGCGCUUCGUGGAGCUCGAGGCGCAGGUGAAUUCUAUGGCGGCGGAGAAACGCGCCGCGGACCAGCGGCUUCAGGAGAUGGAACAAGCGCUGAUGAUCCUCCAGGAGGAAAACGCGCGGCUGCGGCAGAUUGCCGCGGGGCGCUACAACCGCGACAUGGCGGAAAUACUGCGCGCGAUACAACAGGCGGGGGGAUUUCCCGCGGAGGCGGCGGCGGGGCUUUCCGCCGCGGGAGGGUUUCCCCCGGGAGGGUUUGCGGCGCCAGUAGAGCCUCCGCAAACGGGUUUCGCGCCCGACGCUCGUGGCGCUCGCGGUUUCCUAGAGGAGGGCGCGUCCGCUCCCGCCUCCGGUUCCGCCGCCGCCGCCGCAGCAGCAGCAGCGCGAGUAGAUUUGCGUUUUAAUGCCGCGGGCGCGUUUCCCGGUGCGAGCAGCUAUCAGGGGAUCGAACUCGCGGGGACAGACACUGAGACAGCGAUUGGGGGGAACUGGCCGCGCAGUGCUUCCGCCCCUGCGCCUGAACACGUGAGCGGAGGAGCCCAUGCUCCGCAAGCGCCAGGUAGAGGGAGGGGGACAUUCCCCCUCCCUCCGCCUGCACUAGCUUCCUCGGCGUGUUUAGGGUUUGGUGCUGCUGACGUGGAUAUUUCCCUGGGAGCAGAUGAGGACACGGCUGCUUUGCUGGCUGUGGCUGGGCUUGUAGGGGGGAAUGGGGGAAGUGGGGAGAGAGUUAGGCUGGGUGGGGCGAAGGAGGGAGCAGAACUGGGGAAUGGGAUGGAGGAUGUGGGAGGGGUGGGAGGAGGGGGAGGAGGGGAAGGAGGGGAAAGGGUGGAGGGGUCGAGCUGCGGAGCGGUGGGGGGGGGUGCGGGGGAGUGGAAUGAGCACGAAGGGACCCUGUUUGCUAUGAUCCAUCACCUACACAAGCAGCUGUGA
Messenger RNA from Closterium sp. NIES-65, 1554 nucleotides. NCBI's taxonomy places the organism in Eukaryota, Viridiplantae, Streptophyta, Zygnematophyceae, Desmidiales, Closteriaceae. The record is from the annotation of a GenBank genome assembly.